AUGGCCUCAAGGAGCCGCUCAUACACACAACUCCUAGGCCUCCUGUCCUUUAACCUCCUCUUGUUCACAACCUCCACAGCAGCUGUUCGUGUAGGAGUCAUUCUUCAUAAGCCUUCUGCUCCAACCCUUCCUGUAUUCAGAGAAGCCCCAGCUUUUAGAAACGGUGAUCAAUGUGGGAACCAAGAGGCUGAUCAUAUUCAUAUCGCCAUGACUCUUGACACAAACUACCUCCGUGGAACAAUGGCCGCCGUCUUGUCUCUCCUACAACAUUCAACUUGUCCUGAAAACCUCUCUUUUCAUUUCCUCUCCCUUGCUCAUUUCGAAAAUGACCUCUUCUCCAGCAUCAAAUCCACUUUUCCUUACCUCAACUUCAAGAUUUAUCAGUUUGAUCCAAACCUAGUCCGCAGCAAAAUAUCGAAAUCCAUCAGGGAAGCCCUAGACCAGCCUCUUAACUACGCGAGAAUCUACCUAGCUGAUAUCAUUCCUACCAACGUUGACCGGAUCAUCUACCUAGACUCUGACCUAGUCGUGGUAGACGAUAUAGAGAAGCUAUGGCAUGUUGAGAUGGAAGGUAAAGUCGUGGCGGCUCCUGAGUAUUGCCAUGCAAACUUCACGUACUAUUUCACAAAAUCUUUUUGGUCAGACCCAGAGCUAGUCAAAGUACUUGAAGGGAAACGACCGUGUUAUUUCAACACGGGAGUGAUGGUCGUAGACGUUGAUAAAUGGAGGAGAGGAAUGUAUACACAAAAGGUAGAAGAGUGGAUGAUGGUGCAGAAGCAGAGGAAGAUAUACCAUUUGGGAUCAUUACCUCCGUUUCUGCUUAUAUUCGCCGGUGAUAUAAAAGCUGUUGAUCACCGGUGGAACCAGCAUGGGCUCGGAGGUGAUAACUUUGAAGGGAAAUGUAGAACAUUGCAUCCUGGUCCUAUAAGUCUUCUUCAUUGGAGCGGGAAAGGGAAGCCAUGGUUGAGACUAGAUUCAAGGAAGCCUUGUAGUGUGGAUCAUCUAUGGGCUCCUUAUGAUCUUUACCGUUCAUCAAGACAUUCGUUAGAAGAGUAG
Messenger RNA from Eruca vesicaria subsp. sativa (arugula), 1056 nucleotides. NCBI's taxonomy places the organism in Eukaryota, Viridiplantae, Streptophyta, Magnoliopsida, Brassicales, Brassicaceae. The record is from the annotation of a GenBank genome assembly.